AUGUUUUCGCCAAAUGAAACUUGUCAUCAAGGUUUUAUAGGCUUUGAUAUUUUUCUAGAUCUUUUGAAAAUCUCAUCAGUUUUAUCAAAUUCAAUUUAUAUCAUUGGAAUUCUCGCACUGAAAUUGAAAUGUCCCGAAACAUUUCGAAAAUAUCAAACAUUAUUGCUCAUUCAUACAAUUUCAAAUAUGUUCUUCGAAAAUUAUCUAACAAUAAUCUGGAAAUUUAUGCUAACUCCACCUUGGAUGAGUUUAUGUGGAUUUGGUUUAAUGUUUAAUUAUCCAGCUAUGUCUGUUGGUUUCUUUCUGGUAUUUCUUUUAUCAAAUGCACAAACAAUUAUAGUUUUACUAGAAUAUCGAAUGAAAUCUGUAGCUUCUUUUAUUCCACAAAAAACAUUGAAGAUUUCUAAAGCUCUGAACUAUUUUUAUAGUUUGACUCAACUUUUGGUGUUUUUCAGUUUUAUUUAUUCGUAUGAGGAUUUUGAAGACCAACGGGAUUAUAAACUGAAAAUUGAUAAGGUAAUUGAUUUUCAGCGAGGCUUUGUAAUUCACAUACUAUGAAAAAGUUACAAGGGAAAUUUGAAAAUGUGAUUUUUGUGUUCUGAAUUCCUUUGUUUACACAAGUCUACUUUUUUUAGUCUAACUUCAAAACAGACUAAAUAAUUUCCAGACCGAUGGACCUCUCCCAAACUUCAUAUUCUGUGAUAAUUGUAUUGUAUUCAAUCUCGACUCAUCCAAAACUAUACUCUUCGCAAUCUCCGCCACAUUUUCCACCGCAAUCGCCGCAAGCGCUCAAAAUCUGAUGUCCUUUGCAUCUUCUCAUGCAAUAUCCUCCAACUCCUCAAUAUUUUCCAGCCGAACUCUAGUAGUCCAAAAAAGUUUUCUUCGAAGUUUAUUCAUCCAACUCGGUGUGCAUGUACUCUUUUUGGCCACACCUCUUUUAAUAUUUUUUGGUGCUUUUUUGUUGAGACUGUCGAUGGAAAAAUGGCAGAUUUUUAUGCAUUUUUUGACAAUUUGUUUUUAUCAACACGGAUCAUUCUCGACGUUGGCAAUGUUGUUAACAAAUAAGCAAUUGAAACGAAGUUGUGAGUAAUCUUUUGAGAGAAAAACGUUACUCUUAAUAUUUCAGUGAAACUAUUUAUCAAAAAGUUGCAACGAAAGCUGAAAUUAAAUUCGAAAACUGAAUCGGGACAUAAUUUACAAAUGACUACAACAUCGUUGCAUAUUAUCAGUAAAAUGUGA
Molecule: messenger RNA, 1239 nt
Organism: Caenorhabditis angaria
Lineage: Eukaryota; Metazoa; Nematoda; Chromadorea; Rhabditida; Rhabditidae
Source: the annotation of a GenBank genome assembly